AUGUCUCUGCCUGUUGCCUCCCUCCUCAGCCCGAAGCAUGACUAUGUUCUGCUUUACCAAAUAACGGAUCAGCAGCAAUUCGGAAUCAGCAGGUUCUCGUUCGACUCCAAGAAUCAGGCCAUAUUCAGGUACAAGAACAGGCCUGGGCCCAACCCGGGUCCGCUUCAGCGCCCUUCAGCCAUCUCGGCCGUCUAUGUCAACGACUUACCGACCGUCUACGGCUCGGUGGAGAUCGUCGUGGACGAUACCGCACAGCCUCCGAAGAAGGGCAGCAUCGUUGCACAGCUCAGUCCGCAGUUGUAUUCCAUCGCAGACAAGGAGGGUAUUGCGUCAAUCAGCCUGCCAACCGACAACCUCAGCCUUGCAGCCGUGAGUGACGGCGCUGACCAAGUUUGGCUCUACUAUUUCCAACAGGCGAAGACCGGCGAUCCUUUGGCUCUUGCCGAAGCUUACAUCUCGGGAAAUGAUGCACCAGAAGUGAAGCUCCCGGACAAGAACAUCGAGCCCUACUCCAAGUCUCGCCUGGCAGGAGCGUUCAUUCCCGACCCAAAUGGGAACCCUGGAAGGAUUGUGUUCUACCAGAGAAAGGUGGACGAUGAAAACAACCCCAUUCACGCCCUGCUGCAAAUCUCUAACGCCAACACCUCGACUGAGAAACUCCCAUCUACCGAUGCCGCCCUGAAGGGAACCCCCCUGGCCGCAGUGGUAGUCGGUCAGAUGCCCGAUUACUCAGUCUACCUAUACUUCUUGAGCACCGCUAUCCGCAUCGAGCGCUGCGUCUUCAGAAAGGGGAAAUGGAACGCGGCAGAAGAGGUCAAGGGUGUCAACAAGGACGCCAACCUUACAUCAAAGGAGACCGGGCUGACAGCAGUCGUAGGUGAAAAGGGCAUCUCGUUAUUCUACGUGCAGAAGAAGAGCGUGGCAAAAGAAUACUCGUUCGCCAUCGACCCUUUUGACUACCAUAACGCAGCUUAG
Fonsecaea erecta is the source of this 975-nucleotide messenger RNA. RefSeq lists its product as hypothetical. NCBI's taxonomy places the organism in Eukaryota, Fungi, Ascomycota, Eurotiomycetes, Chaetothyriales, Herpotrichiellaceae. The record is from RefSeq and is a predicted model, not a curated record. The transcript is spliced from 4 exons. The coding region runs from base 1 to 975 and encodes 324 amino acids.